Molecule: messenger RNA, 1289 nt
Organism: Gadus macrocephalus (Pacific cod)
Lineage: Eukaryota; Metazoa; Chordata; Actinopteri; Gadiformes; Gadidae
Product: arylamine N-acetyltransferase, pineal gland isozyme NAT-10-like
Exons: 3
Coding region: 231-1121 (296 amino acids)
Molecular function (GO): acetyltransferase activity
Source: RefSeq, a predicted model, not a curated record
ACCCAUUCUACUUGCUGUAGUUUGGUCUGGCUUUGAGAGACUGCCCCCUGCAUAACGCAACUCUACUUCCUGGGCAGUCGAAAGUAAGCUCUUUCAGGUUUUCAGGUUUUCUCGCCACCAAGAGAAGAAAACGAUAGUAUUUCCAGGGAAGACGUCCUACCAACAAGACUUGCGGCACUACGGAUCUCUCUCGCCUACUCCUGAAUCCUCCUCCGUGGAUCCAAGACGCAAUGGUUAGUAAGGACAAGAUGAAUUUGGAUGAGUUCUUCAAAAGGAUUGGAUUCAGCGGCCCAUUCGAGAAGCCAGACCAGGCGACCCUCAACGCUAUCCACAAACGCAUUGUGAUGACGGUCCCUUUUGAAAACCUGAGCAUCCACUGUGGCGAGAAGAUCGGUAUGGACCACGAAGCCAUCUUUAAUAAGAUUGUGAGAGAGCAGCGUGGGGGCUGGUGCAUGGAGGGCAACUACCUCCUGGCAUGGGUGCUGAGAGAGCUGGGCUAUGACUCGGUCAUGCUGGGGGCCCGAGUUAUCUUCGGCCAUGCCAAUGAUCCCUCCGCCCCAGACAGCCAUCUCAUCAACAUGGUGACCAUCGACGGCAGGAGGUACAUCGCAGAUGUGAGCUUUGGACUGUCCUUUCAAAUGUGGCAGCCCAUAGAGCUUGUGUCUGGAAAGGAUCACUCCGAAGCCGCCGGGGUCUUCCGUCUUAUAGACCAGGAUGGGCUCUGGUUCUUCGAGAAGACCAGCCGGAAGCAGAAGAUCCUGAAUCCAGACUUGGCUAAAACAGGUGAGAAGGAGAAAAAACCAACGGAGCAGAUCUAUUGCUUCACUCUGGUCCCCCGUGAAAAGGACCACUUCACCGAUAUUAACCACAAACUACAGACCGAUCCGAACCAACUUUUCACCACAAAGUCGAUCACCUCUCUGCAAACCCCAACAGGGUUUCGAAUCCUGCUCGGCUGGACCUACACAGAGGUCACCUUUAGGCCGGACGAAGGUGUAGAUCUCGUAGACACAAGAGACCUAUCAGAUGAGGAGGUGGAGACCAUUCUCAGGGAGAAGUUCAAUAUAAAAUUGAAGAACAAGUUGUCACCCACAAACAACAAAAUAGGCCACGGUCUGUAAAUUUUGGUUAGCUUAUUAGAUCAAAUUUUUUUAUAUUUGAUGAAAUAUAUAUAUGAUGAAAUAUAUAUAUAUGAUUGGAUUUAUUUGUCCAUUUUGUGCUUUUAGUUGUGUGCAUCUCCAAAAAUAGUGAUUUGUGUGAAUAAAAUCCAAUAUAAAAAAAGUGUAAAU